Molecule: messenger RNA, 9175 nt
Organism: Solea senegalensis (Senegalese sole)
Lineage: Eukaryota; Metazoa; Chordata; Actinopteri; Pleuronectiformes; Soleidae
Gene: tln1
Product: talin 1
Exons: 58
Coding region: 292-7977 (2561 amino acids)
Biological process (GO): platelet aggregation
Cellular component (GO): cytoskeleton; plasma membrane; ruffle
Molecular function (GO): structural constituent of cytoskeleton; actin filament binding; integrin binding
Source: RefSeq, a predicted model, not a curated record
CUGCCGCCGCCGCUUGCUGCAGCUCCGAGCGGACACAGUCACAGGGAGGAACCGAGGGAGCCCGAAGAAGAACCCGAGCACCAGGCGCUUCUCACCGGGACACAGACAGAGAGGAGAGCGCCGCCAUCUGUCCACAUCUGCGGGCGGGAAGAACCGAGCAGCGAGCGCGACAGACGAGGUGCCAGGGAAGAGGAAAAAACCCGGAGCUGAUCAUCUGACUGGGCCGGAGUGCUGUCACUCAAACAUCGUUUACAUCAGGUGUGAGCUGAGUGGAGGUGAAGAGCAGCAAUCAUGGUGGCCCUGUCACUGAAGAUCGGUGUGGGGAAUGUGGUGAAGACCAUGCAGUUCGAACCCUCCACCAUGGUGUACGACGCCUGCCGCAUCAUCAGGGAGAGAGUUCCUGAGGCUCAGCUCGGCCAGCCCAACGACUAUGGGCUGUUUCUGUCCGAUGAAGACCCAAAGAAAGGGAUCUGGCUGGAGGCCGGAAAAGCUCUGGAUUACUACAUGUUGAGGAAUGGGGACACUCUGGAGUACAAAAAGAAGCAGAGGCCGCUGAAGAUCCGCAUGCUGGACGGCACAGUGAAGACCGUCAUGGUGGACGACUCCAAGAUCGUCAGCGACAUGCUCAUGACCAUCUGCGCCAGGAUAGGCAUCACAAACUACGACGAGUACUCGCUGGUGCGAGACAUUGGCGAGGAGAAGAAGGAGGAGACCAUGGGGACGCUGAAGAGAGACAAGACUCUGCUGAGGGACGACAAGAAGAUGGAGAAGCUGAAGCAGAAGCUGCACACAGACGAUGAGUUGAACUGGUUGGACCACGGCCGGACGCUGCGAGAACAAGGCGUGGAGGAGACGGAGAUGUUGCUGCUGAGGAGGAAGUUCUUCUACUCGGACCAGAAUGUGGACUCCAGAGACCCCGUCCAGCUCAAUCUGCUUUACGUGCAGGCCCGCGAUGACAUCCUGAACGGGUCUCACCCCGUCUCCUUCGACAAGGCCUGCGAGUUUGCAGGUUACCAGUGUCAGAUCCAGUUCGGCGACCACAACGAGGCCAAACACAAGCCUGGAUUCUUAGAUUUGAAGGAGUUCCUCCCCAAAGAGUACAUCAAGCACAAAGGAGAGAAGAAGAUCUUCCAGGCUCAUAAAAACUGCCAGAACAUGACGGAGAUCGAGGCCAAGGUCAGCUAUGUGAAGCUAGCGCGCUCCCUGAAGACCUACGGCGUGUCCUUCUUUCUGGUCAAGGAGAAGAUGAAGGGCAAGAACAAGCUGGUGCCUCGUCUGCUCGGCAUCACCAAGGAGAGCGUGAUGCGAGUGGACGAGAAGACCAAGGAGGUGAUCCAGGAGUGGAACCUGACCAACAUCAAACGUUGGGCUGCUUCACCCAAGAGCUUCACUCUGGACUUUGGAGAUUACCAGGACGGUUACUACUCUGUGCAGACAACUGAGGGAGAGCAGAUCGCUCAGCUCAUCGCCGGAUACAUCGACAUCAUCCUCAAGAAGAAAAAGAGCAAAGAUCACUUUGGCCUGGAAGGAGAUGAGGAGUCGACGAUGCUGGAAGACUCCGUGUCGCCUAAAAAGUCCACGGUUCUGCAGCAGCAGUUCAACAGGGUGGGAAAGGUGGAGACAGGCUCCGUAGCCCUGCCGGCCAUCAUGCGCUCAGGAGCCGGAGGACCGGAGAGCUUCCAGAUGGGCUCCAUGCCUCAGGCCAAGCAGCACAUCACCAGUGGACAGAUGCACCGGGGACACAUGCCGCCACUGACGUCGGCUCAACAAGCUCUGACCGGAACCAUCAACUCCAGCAUGCACGCGGUCCAGGCAGCGCAGGCGUCUCUGGAUGACUUUGACACUCUGCCGCCUCUAGGAACAGACGCGGCGUCUCAAGCCUGGCGCAAGAACAAGAUGGAUGAGUCCAAACAUGAGAUCCACUCCCAGGUGGACGCCAUCACAGCAGGCACCGCCUCCAUGGUCAACCUCACUGCAGGUGACCCAGCAGAGACGGACUACACGGCCGUGGGCUGUGCCGUGACCACGAUCUCGUCCAACCUGACGGAAAUGUCCAAGGGCGUGAAGCUGCUCGCCGCACUCAUGGAGGACGAAGGCGCAAACGGGCAGCAGCUGCUUGGUGCCGCUAAGAAUCUGGCUUGCGCCGUGUCGGACAUGCUCAAGACGGCGCAGCCGGCAAACACCGAGCCUCGUCAGAACCUGCUCCAGGCUGCAGGAAACGUGGGUCAGGCCAGCGGAGAGCUGCUGUCACACAUCGGAGAGACGGACACCGACCCGCAGUUCCAGUUUCCAGGUAACGGAUCUUUCAGGGGCGCACAGUGGAGACUCAGUUAUUAUCAGAUCCUGGACAUGCUGAUGCAGCUCGCCAAAGCCGUGGCUAACGCCGCCGCCGCUCUGGUGCUCAAGGCCAAGAACGUGGCCCAGAAGACGGAGGACUCGGCCCAGCAGAACCGCGUCAUCGCCGCCGCCACGCAGUGUGCGCUGUCCACGUCUCAGCUGGUGGCGUGCACCAGGGUGGUGGCGCCGACCAUCAGCUCCCCCGUGUGCCAGGAGCAGCUGAUUGAGGCGGGCAAGCUGGUCGCCAAGUCCGUGGAGGGCUGUGUAGAGGCGUCGCAGGGCGCCACCAACGACGAAGGCCUUCUGAAACAGGUGGGCGUGGCCGCCACUGGCGUCACCCAAGCCCUCAACGAGCUGCUGCAGCACAUCAAACAGUAUGCCAGUGGAGGGCAUCCCAUCGGACGCCACGGAGAGGCCACCGACCGCAUCCUUGACGUCACAGAGAACAUCUUCAGCUCGAUGGGAGACGCUGGUGAGAUGGUUCGCCAGGCUCGUAUCCUCGCUCAGGCCACGUCCGAUCUCGUCAACGCCAUCAAGAUGGACGCCGAGGGCGAGUCAGACCUGGAGAACUCUCGCAAGCUACUCUCUGCUGCCAAACUGCUGGCUGACGCCACAGCCAAGAUGGUGGAAGCAGCAAAGGGUGCAGCGGCAAACCCCGACAGUGAGGAGCAGCAGCAGAAACUGCGGGAGGCAGCCGAGGGCCUGCGCAUGGCCACCAACGCUGCUGCUCAGAACGCCAUCAAGAAACGCCUGGUCAACAAGCUGGAGAACGCAGCCAGGCAGGCCGCGGCCGCAGCCACUCAGACCAUCGCCGCCGCCCAGCACGCCGCCUCCACCAACAAGAACCAGGCGGCACAGCAGCAGCUCGUCCAGAGCUGCAAGGUGGUGGCAGAGCAGAUCCCACACCUGGUCCAGGGAGUGCGAGGCAGCCAGGCUCAGCCCGACAGCCCCAGUGCCCAGCUCGCUCUCAUCGGCGCCAGCCAGAACUUCCUGCAGCCUGGUGCAAAGAUGGUCACGGCCGCUAAAGCCACUGCUCCCACCAUCACUGACCAGGCUUCAGCCAUGCAGCUCAGCCAGUGCGCCAAGAACCUGGCCAGUGCACUGACCGAGCUCCGCGCCGCCUCACAGAAGGCUCAGGAAGCGUGUGGACCGUUGGAGAUCGACAACGCUCUGUCGAUGGUGAGAGACCUGGAGAAGGACAUGCACGAGGCCAAAGCUUCAGCAGAGGAGGGCAAAUUGAAACCACUGCCAGGAGAGACACUGGAGAAAUGCUGUCAGGAUCUUGGCACCAGCACCAAAGCUGUGGGCUCUUCCAUCGCAAAACUGCUGAGUGAGGCUGCGCAGGGCAACGAGAACUACACAGGCAUGGCAGCCAGAGACGUGGCUCAGGCUCUGAAGUCUCUGGCCUCGGCAGCCAGAGGAGUCGCUGCCAACACGAACGACUCUCUGGCUCGCAACGCCAUGUUGGACUGUGCCGGGGACGUCAUGGACAAGUCGGCUAAUCUGAUCGAGGAGACCAAGAGGGCCAUCACCAAACCAGGAGACCCAGAGAGUCAGCAGAGGCUGGCACAGGUGGCAAAGGCCGUGUCUCAGGCCCUGAACCGCUGUGUGAACUGCCUUCCUGGACAGAGGGACGUGGACAACGCCAUCCGCACCGUGGGCGAAGCCAGCAAGACGCUGCUGGCUGAUUCUUUCCCAGCCAGUGGGCGGAGCUUCCAAGAAGUGCAGGCUCAGCUCAAUGAGGUGGCGGCGGGUCUGAACCAGUCGGCCAAUGAGGUGGUCCAGGCGUCCAGAGGAACCACGCAGGACCUGGCGAAUGCCACCAGCAAGUUUGGACAGGACUUCAGCAACUUCCUGGAUGCUGGAGUCGACAUGGCAGGAACAUCUCAGUCUAAGGAUGACCAGACACAGGUGGUGUCCAACCUGAAGACCAUCUCCAUGUCCUCCAGUAAGCUGCUGCUGUCAGCCAAAGCCCUGUCCACUGACCCCAGCUCCCCGAACCUGAAGAACCAGCUGGCCGCUGCUGCUCGUGCGGUGACAGACAGCAUCAACCAGCUCAUCACCAUGUGCACUCAGCAGGCUCCAGGUCAGAAGGAGUGUGACAACGCUCUCAGAGAACUCGAGUCGGUGAAAGGGAUGCUGGAGAACCCGACAGAGGCCGUCAAUGACAUGUCCUACUUUGACUGCAUCGACAGCGUCAUGGAGAACUCAAAGGUCCUCGGUGAGUCCAUGGCUGGAAUUUCCCACAAUGCCAAGAACUCCAACUUGCCAGAGUUUGGUGAUUCGGUCAGCGGCGGCUCCAAAGCUCUGUGUGGUCUGACCGAAGCAGCGACACAGGCGGCCUACCUGUUGGGAGUGUCGGACCCCAAUAGUACGGCGGGUCAGAAGGGCCUGGUGGACCCUGCUCAGUUUGCUCGGGCAAAUCAGUCCAUUCAAAUGGCGUGUCAGAACCUGGUGGAUCCCGCCUGCACGCAGUCUCAGGUUCUCUCGGCUGCCACCAUCGUGGCCAAACACACCUCGGCGCUGUGUAACGCCUGCCGCCUGGCGUCCUCCAAGACCCCCAACCCUGUCGCCAAGAGGCAGUUUGUCCAGUCUGCCAAAGAAGUGGCCAACACCACGGCCAACCUGGUCAAGUCCAUCAAGGCUUUGGACGGUGCCUUUAACCAAGAGAACAGAGAGAAGUGUAAGGCGGCCACUGGUCCUCUGAUUGAAGCUGUGGACAACCUGACCGCCUUCGCCUCCAACCCCGAGUUCGCAAGCAUUCCUGCUCACAUCAGCCCCGAAGGUCACGCAGCCAUGGAGCCGAUCGUGGUGGCAGCAAAAACGAUGCUGGUGAGCUCGACCGGUCUGAUCCAGACCGCGCGCUCUCUGGCCGUCAACCCCAAGGACCCGCCCAAGUGGUCAGUGCUGGCCGGACACUCGAGGACGGUGUCUGACUCCAUCAAGAAGCUCAUCACUAACAUGAGAGAAAAGGCUCCGGGUCAGAGAGAAUGUGAUGAUGCCAUCGAGGUGCUGAAUGGCUGCAUCCGUGAGGUGGAUCAGGCGUCUUUAGCUGCCAUUAGCCAACAGCUAACACCCAGAGAGGACAUCUCUAUGGAGACUCUCCAUGAGCAGAUGGCCGCUUCAGUCCAUGAGAUCAGUAACCUGAUCGAUCCCGUCGCCGUGGCUGCUCGCUCUGAGGCGUCCCACCUGGGACACAAGGUGUCUCAGAUGGCCACCUACUUCGAGCCCCUCAUCAUGGCCGCCAUCGGCACAGCGUCCAAGAUCCUGAGCAGUCAACAGCAGAUGGCGGUCUUAGACCAGACCAAGACCCUGACAGAGUCCGCACUGCAGAUGCUCUACACUGCCAAGGAGGCCGGAGGAAACCCCAAGGCGGCUCACAUGCAGGAGGCGCUGGACGAGUCGGUGCAGAUGAUGAAAGAGGCCGUCGACGACCUGGGGGCGACGCUGGCCGAAGCUGCGAGUGCGGCAGGUGCUGUGGGCGGCAUGGUGGACUCCAUCAACCACGCCAUCAACAAAAUGGAAGACUCUCCCACGCUGGAACCUGAAGGCAACUUCGUGGACUACCAGACGACCAUGGUUAAGACGGCCAAGGCCAUCGCCGUCACUGUGCAGGAGAUGGUAACGAAGUCCAACACCAACCCAGACGACCUCGGAGGACUGGCCAACGAGCUGACAAAUGAGUUUGGAAAUCUUGCUAACGAGGCCAAAUAUGCAGCCAUUACUGCAGAGAAUGACGACAUUGGCUCGCACAUUAAGAAGCAGGUGGGCGAGCUGGGCUUCAGCUGCACAUCUCUGGUGACCAAAGCUGGAGCGCUGCAGUGCAGCCCCAACGACUCGUUCACCAAGAAGGAGCUGAUCGAAAGUGCCCGCAAGGUCUCAGAGAAGGUCUCCCACGUGUUGGCGGCUCUGCAGGCCGGAAACCGCGGCACGCAGGCCUGCAUCACAGCGUCCAGCGCUGUGUCGGGCAUCAUCGCAGACCUCGACACCACCAUCAUGUUCGCCACCGCUGGAACUCUGAACAGAGAGAACGAAGAGACCUUCGCUGACCACAGAGAAUACAUCCUGAAGACAGCCAAGGCUCUGGUGGAGGACACCAAGCUGCUUGUGUCUGGUGCUGGAUCUAGUCAGGAGAAACUGGCCCAGGCUGCACAGUCCUCAGUGACCACCAUCACCAAACUGGCUGAUGUGGUCAAACUGGGAGCAGCCAGUCUGGGCUCUGAGGACCCAGAGACCCAGGUCGUCCUGAUCAACGCAGUGAAGGAUGUGGCCAAAGCUCUGGGUAACCUCAUCAGCACCACCAAAGCCGCUGCAGGGAAACCUCACGAUGACCCCAGCAUGCUGCAGCUCAAGAACUCUGCUAAGGUGAUGGUGACCAAUGUCACGUCCCUCCUGAAGACGGUGAAGGCCGUGGAGGAUGAAGCCACAAAGGGAACCAGAGCUUUGGAGUCGACGAUCGAACACAUCAAGCAGGAACUGGCUGUCUUCAGUAGUUCUGACCCGCCGCCGAAGACGACCACGCCCGAGGAGUUCAUCCGCAUGAUCAAAGGAAUCACCAUGGCAACAGCAAAGGCAGUGGCCGCUGGGAACUCUUGUCGUCAGGAAGACGUCAUCGCCACGGCCAACCUCAGCAGGAGGGCGAUCGCUGACAUGUUACACUCCUGCAAGGAAGCGGCCUUCCACCCUGAGGUCAGCAAAGAGGUCCAGAUGAGAGCUCUGCGCUACGGCCACGAGUGUGCGAACGGUUACCUGGGACUGUUGGAGCACGUGUUGGUGAUCAUCCACAAACCGUCUCAUGAUCUCAAGCACCAGUUGGCCACUUACUCCAAGCGAGUGGCAGGUUCUGUCACCGAGCUCAUCCAGGCUGCUGAGGCCAUGAAAGGCACAGAAUGGGUCGACCCCGAGGACCCCACUGUCAUCGCAGAGAACGAGCUGCUGGGUGCAGCGGCGGCCAUUGAAGCGGCUGCCAAGAAACUGGAGCAGCUGAGGCCCAGAACCAAACCCAAGGAAGCAGACGAGAGCUUGAACUUCGAGGAGCAGAUUCUGGAGGCGGCCAAGUCCAUCGCGGCUGCCACCAGCGCUCUGGUCAAAGCAGCUUCAGCAGCUCAGAGGGAGCUGGUUGCUCAAGGGAAGGUUGGCGCCAUCCAGGCCAACGCGGUGGACGACGGACAGUGGUCUCAGGGUUUGAUCUCAGCCGCUCGAAUGGUCGCCGCGGCAACCAACAACCUGUGCGAGGCGGCUAACUCUGCGGUGCAGGGACACGCCAGCGAGGAGAAGCUCAUCUCGUCAGCCAAGCAGGUGGCGGCGUCCACCGCUCAGCUGCUGGUCGCCUGUAAGGUCAAAGCCGACCAGGACUCGCAGACCAUGAAGAGGCUCCAGGCUGCCGGUAAUGCGGUGAAGCGAGCGUCCGAUAACCUGGUAAAAGCGGCCCAGAAGGCGGCGUUUGACGAACAGGACGCUCAGGCCGUUGUGGUCAAGAGCAAGAUGGUGGGAGGCAUAGCUCAGAUUAUGGCGGCUCAGGAGGAGAUGCUGCGAAAAGAGCGGGAGCUGGUGGAGGCAAGGAAAAAGCUGGCCAUGAUCCGAAAGCAGCAGUACAAGUUCCUGCCAUCAGAGCUGAUGGACGAAGACCAAGAACAGUGAGAGAGUGUGUGUGUGUGUGUGUGUGUGUGUGUGCGUGCGAGGAAGCUUCAACCAGACAUCAGGCAGAUUGACUCCACAUCAUACAGAUGUUUUUUUUUUUUAUCUGUUUCUCUAUUUAAUUUUCAAAAAUGACAAUAACAAUGAUGAUUAAAUUGACUAUUUGCGAUAUAUAUAUAUAUCCUCGAGUCCUUUGAUUAUAUACUGUAUGAUGUCAAACUCACCUUUCCAUUUUGUUGCGAGUCUUUUAAAAAACAAGAGCUGCCAGUAAUCUCUGCUUUCACUGAGUGCUUCUAUGCAAUCUAAGCAUAAUAUAUGCAAACACUCUAUGCAGAUGACAAUGUGUUGUUGUUGUUUGUUUUUAUCCAUAUCUUUAUGAGGUGUAUGGUUACAUGUGAUGUGACGAUUCUCAGCACGACGGACUGUUUCAGGAGUAGUUUUUAAACUUUAGAUUUUGGAGGAAGAAAUUUUAUAACUUUGCGAUGGAACAAAUCAGAGCGAGAAAAUGUUAUUUUUUUAAAAAAGACGUCUGAGCUAUGAAAUGUAUUAAUGAUGUUUUCAGACAUAUCUGAAUAAAAGAUCUUUUUUGUUUUGUUUUUAGUAUUUGGAUUUAAGCAGCUACAGUAUUGCCCGCCUGAAAUAGAUUACAUUAGAUUAGAUUAGAUUAGAUUAGAUUAGAUGAGGGAGGUAUUUGUGUAAAGAUUAUGAAGCCAUAUAUUUAACUUCAGGAAGUUUGACAUGGUAUUGACCAUAUUUGGAGGUUAAGUGUUGUUGUCUCGCUGCAGUGGCGUUUUGUUUUUUCUAAUGCAGUGCUUGUACUUCCUGUCUGAUCAGGAUUACUUACAGUCUAAUUAUAGUAUAAUUAAGUUGAUGCUCACUCUUUGUUAUAUCACUGCUUAUAAAAGUGCCUUAUUCAUCAUGAAACUAUAAUGGGUGACACAUUUAUCUCUUUAUGUUGCACUUCCUUCAUUCAAACCUCAUUUAAAUCGUCUUCACUCUUUUCACGUCUGUAUUUUUUUCCCGAGCAAACCGAACAGUAUGUUUAAUAUUAAAAAGAAAAGACUGUAAUCAUUCUAAUCUGUUUUUUGUUCACAUUUCCUGAUUUAUUCGUGGUAUCAGUGUAAUGCUGGUGUGCGGCAGCGCCACCUCAUGGGCACUGUGAGAGAGAUUUAUAUUCAAUAAAGUCAGUUUUACAUUGAAA